Molecule: messenger RNA, 3207 nt
Organism: Engraulis encrasicolus (European anchovy)
Lineage: Eukaryota; Metazoa; Chordata; Actinopteri; Clupeiformes; Engraulidae
Product: perforin-1-like
Exons: 3
Coding region: 24-1559 (511 amino acids)
Biological process (GO): T cell mediated cytotoxicity; defense response to virus; immunological synapse formation
Cellular component (GO): membrane
Molecular function (GO): wide pore channel activity
Source: RefSeq, a predicted model, not a curated record
ACUGCUUGAAGAGGACACAGGCCAUGCUGUCACCCUUGCUCCUGGUCCUACUGAGUUACCUGUGUGUCGCCCACACCUGUAGAAGAGGGGGUUAUCAGGAAUGUCAGGAGGCACCGUUUGUCCCCGGUCAUAACCUUGCUGGAGAGGGCUUUGACAUUGUUACGAUGCAGCGUAAGGGGGCAUACGUGCUGGAUCUCCAGACAUAUAUGAGAUCAGAUGAAACCUGCACAGUUUGUGAAAACCCUCUGCAGGACAAUCAGCUGCAAAAGAUCCCCCUGGCUAUGUUAGACUGGCGAGCUUUGACAUACUGCAAUCAGGAACUUUCUUCCACAUUGCUCAGCACAGCCACUAGUGUAGCAGAGAGCACCACCUCUAGGAUAGAGAAUGAUUGGACAGUGGGAUUAGAUUUGGCAAAUGACAGGGCAUAUAAGACUGUAGGGGGCAGCCGUGCCAGUGCUCCAGAAUAUGCUAGGAUACGGUCUAGCGUAGACAAAACAACCUUUGCUUCAAAUCAACUAGCAUGUGCUCACUACAGUUACCGGGUUUCAAACAAGCCCACUCUUGAUGAGGAGUUCAAAAGUCACAUUCAGUCUCUUCCAACAGAGUACACUGAUGACACGAAACACCUCUACCAUCGCUUCAUUGAGACAUACGGUACCCAUUCCAUUCAGAAGGCGAGUCUCGGAGGACGUCUGAGUCGUCUCACCUCCAUCCGCACAUGUCUGGUCACUGUUAAUGGUUACUCAGCUGUCCAGGCUCAGGACUGCAUCAAAACUGGACUUUCUAUUGGCUUAGGGUAUCUAGAUGCAUCAGCAACCACAAGUAAUUGCAGAUCCCUUUUACAAAAUGUGGACACUAAAGCCCAAUCUGGACUGUCUUACCUGAACCAUAUUACUGAGGUGAUAGGGGGUAAUAAGUGGCCUGGAGAGGUCUCUCUACACAAAAACGAUUCUACAGAGUUCCGAAGCUGGAUGGAGAGCCUAAAGAAGACCCCAGACCUUAUAUCUUAUUCUCUGCUUCCCCUUCAUGAGCUAGUUGUUAACGAGACCAUUAGCAAAAAUGUGAAGGAGGCAGUAAAGCGGUAUCUUAUAGACAAUGCUGUGCCUAAACAAAAUCCCCCUCAAAGGUGCACUGGCAAACCCAACCUCUCCAGUGAGUGCUGCCCUCUGUCCACAAAGAAGGGACAUCUCAUAGUAAGAAUCCACGCAGCAUGGCACCUGGGAUGUUGUAUGGAUCCAGUUGGCCAUCCUGAUCCCUACGUCAAGAUGGCGUUCUGGUACUGGCACCUUCAGACACACUUUAUUAAGGACACUGAACAUCCUCAAUGGAACGUUGAGUAUAAUCUUGGCCACAUCCAAGCGGAACAUUGGCUAAAUCUUGAGGUGUGGGACAAAGAUCUUCACCAUGAUGACCACCUUGGAUCUUGUGGCACCCAUCUAUAUGAGGGCCAUCGUCAAAAUAGUUGUCCUGUUAGAGCGGGAGUUUUCUCAUACUCUUAUGUCUUAACCUGUGACCCACACCUAACGGGUUAUCAGUGCUCUCGCUAUAAAGCAUACUGAAAAGAAACAACUGAGAGUAAUUAAAUCGACCACAACCAAUUUAUAUGGUUGUAAUCAAUCAUGGCUUGAAAGUAAUUAAUUGAUAAAUCUUCAAUAUAAAACAAAUCAUCCAGAGCAUUUACAGUAUUAUUCUGUGUGUGUGUGUGUGUGUGUGUGUGUGUGUGUGUGUGUGUGUGUGUGUGUGUGUGUGUGUGUGUGUGUGUGUGUGUGUGUGUGUGUGUGUGUGUGUUGUAUCUGUGAGAAAUUAUACUGUUUUAUGAGCCUAUCCACUUCUAUUCUAUUGGUCUUAACAAAUUGCUCCAAUGACUUUGAUGAUGUUUUCCUUUUUUUAAAUUACAUCAACCUGCCAAGGGACUUCAGGCGGAAAUCAGCAUGCACUGCUAUAACCUGGUACACACAUCAAUAAUGUUUAAUUUGUACAUCGUUCUUUAAAAAAAUAAAAUAAACUCUAUUGGACCUCAACAGCACAGGUCUUAACAAAACUUUGCAUUAUUGUAUUUAGUAGAAGAAAACAGGAACUGUAUUACAUGGUGCUUGCAUCGAAACCAGGGGAGAACUACUGUGUUUCAAGUAACUUUAAUGCUGAAUCUUUCAGUGAUGGGCAUGAUGAAUCCAUGUACACGCAGUGUAUAUACAAUACAGUGCAGCAACAAUGAGCUUUUGAAAAGAAACAUUCUGAACAACAUUUCAACACGCAAGUUAUUUCCAAAAUGUGCAUAGUAAGUUUAAUACAUCUGUGAAGCUUACCACAGAAAAGUAAGCUUAAUUAUACAACUUAAAUGACAAAUUCCUCCAUGUUUGUUAAUUUAUUUUGGUGCAAAAGGCUGACACUGUUGGUUGGUGGCUGUGUGUUGUGCCGCAGCUGUGAAACACUCUUGUUCAGUUGCUCACUUUUUGAGAGCUCAGAUCACAACAUAGAAAACCAGGGGGUGAGAAGCCACUAGUUACUAAUUUUUGCCAAAAAUGUAAUAAACGCAUACACAUUGGUUCAUCAUUACAGAGAGAGUAUUUGUUAUGUUCUUUUUAAAGCGAUAACUUCUUUGUUAAGUUAUAAAGUAUUGGCAUCCUAGAUCUUGAGGUAAUUUGCUCUUCUUAAGAGAUCAAAUCAACAUUAGUUUUCCUGCAGACCUACGAGUGUUUCCCAGACCAAGCAGGUCAGCCAGGAGGAUCACCUGAUAUUUUUUUGUUUUGUUUUUAGAACAUUUGUUAGAAUAUAGUGGGGGGAUUCGUCUCCAAUGAGUACGUAGAAGGAGUGUAUCACUAUUCAGCAAUAAUGUUAAAAAUGUUAAAAACUACUAUUAAACUAUUCCUCUUUACAGGCAGUGAAGGCAUGUUAGCCACCUGUUCAUUUCCCACAUCAGACCCAAAGGUCACAAAUCCAGCUAUCUAUAAAACUUGUUGUGGCUAGUCUGACUAUGUUUGAUGCAAAAUAUUUUGAUCACACUGAAUGAGACCAGGGCAUCUGUUUAACUGACCUCAAUUCUCCAGUAUAAAUGAGGAGACCGACUUUUCCAAAACAUCCAAUCCUACGAGCAAUCUAGACAAGCUGAUUACACUAACAUGCAGGGGUAUGUACUAAAAAUAUUUAUUUAGAAAUGUUCCCUUUGAUUUCAGUUGAAAUCUGACAGUUCUCUGUCUUUUCUUUCUA